Messenger RNA from Cyprinodon tularosa, 1035 nucleotides. RefSeq lists its product as uncharacterized. The record is from RefSeq and is a predicted model, not a curated record. NCBI's taxonomy places the organism in Eukaryota, Metazoa, Chordata, Actinopteri, Cyprinodontiformes, Cyprinodontidae. The transcript has 5 exons. Bases 23 to 961 code for a protein of 312 amino acids.
UUUUACCUCCUGGUCGGUGUGAAUGUGCAGAAGUGACAGAAUUGAUGGAAACAUGGAACUGUUGGCAGAAAUGGGGAUAUCUUGGAGAACAUCUUUAGCUGUUCUCCUAACUUUCUUACAAAUCCAAGGUCUAAAGUGUGAUCAACCCACAUUUGUUUCUGGCACCGAGGGUCAGAUGUUCGACUUUAGGUGUGAAUAUCAAAAUGACAUGAAGAACCACUCAAAGUACUUCUGCUGUAUUACCUCUGAUAAGUCCGAUCACCUCGUCCGAACUUCAAAACACAACCAGUGGACAAAAGAAGGACGUGUCUCCCUGUAUGACAACAUGACAGCAGACUUUUUCCUCAUCAGGGUGGAUAAUCUCUAUCUGAACGACAGCGGGAUGUACUGGUGCGGUGCCGGCGGUGAUGACAGCAAUGUUCGCAUGAGCAAGAUAUAUCUGAAUGUCUCCCAAGAUAAUAAAAUACCUGCCUCCUCCCUUGAAACCCCAGUUCACAGUCUGCAGCUCCUCUUGAUCAUGAUGUGCAUCGGAGCAAUGUUUUUUGUGUGUAUAUUCACAAUAUGUCUGUUACUGCUGGUGAAGCAAAGAAGGUCUACACAUUGCCAGGAAGCAGAGAGAGCUUCUGACUAUGAGACAAUGACUCCUGCUGUAAGAGCUGCACCAGUGCCCCGCUGCAGAUGUUCCCAUCCAGAGUGCAUCGAUCUCGCCACUUUACCGCAGCCACCUUCUGACGUCUGCCCCUGCUUCACAGAGGAGCAUCGCAAGUCCGCCAUCUCUUGCAAUGUUGGCGAAUAUGUUGAUGUAGACGUACCUGGACACUUAUGCCCAUACCAGCAUUUGGAGCAGAGUCAGCUGGAAGAGCAUGUUUAUCACAGUCUUCAUGGCAGCAGCAGCCCCAAAACAAGGAGCUGCAAGAAAACUGAUCUUCCUCAGAUAUCACUCAUUCCAGGAACAGUUUGAUCCAACGUGAGCUCGAUCUGGUAUUAAUUUAUACCAAGUUGUAAAUUUGUUUUUACUCUUAGUAGUUUAAUGGU